CGACCCCUCCGGGAUUGGGGGCAGGGCGGCCUCCGCGGCUAUCCCGGGAGUCCCGCUCCGACACCGCCUCCCCUGGGGAAGCCGCUCGCAGAGAGGCAGGGACCCAGGCAAGGGAUGCGGGCAAACAAGCCAAGGGCUCGGCAGAGGGGCGUGACCGCCAGUUGGCCGGGCUGAGCGAGGUGCCAGAGGGAAGCCCGCAAGGUACGUCUGCGAGAGCCGGGUGCGGACGCGGCAGGGGGGAAGGGGGGCGCUCGCUCUCUUACCGCCAGGUCCGGAUUGCGGCUGUCCCUGUGUGACACGGCUCGGAUGACCCCCGCUCGCCAGCCGCGUCCGCUCUCCCAGCGCUCCGGACGCGCCUCGUCGCUGACCGCCACACACAGGAACCGCUUCCCCACCAGCUCCGGCCGCGUCUCCACCGCCAUAGCCGUCGCUGCCGAAGCGACCGCUGCCUCCUCCAGUGCGAGGGAACCGGUGAAACCUCGCUCCUACCGGCCGCUCAUGCUGAGGAGAGCGAACCGGGGCACGGCAGCGGCCCCGAACGAGCGCAGACUCGGGGCGCACUGGCCGCUCUGCCCCGGACACAGCGACCUCGGUCCCUCCCCCAAACACUCCUCUGGAAUCCCAGAUUCGCAGCGUUGGGCUGCAGCGCCACACAAGAAAACUGAGAGAAAACCCAACACGGCCGUCGAACACCCAGAGGCAGCCCAGCCGCCGCCACCGCACCGCGGCCAGUACUGCUCCGUCUCCGUCCCCGGGCAGCGGCGACGCGCAGCGCGUCUCCUUCCGCCGGCGCGGGCGGGGCAGGAGCCGCGGGAGGGUCGGCGGAACCACCGCAGACGGAAAGUAGUGCCCAGCCUUGCGGAGGCGGCGGCCGCCACGGGGUCCUCCGAGAUCCAGAGGUGGCGGCGGCGGCAGACCAAGAAAUGAAGCCGGCCGCGGGGAAGUAGGCGACAGCUAUUCAAAGCUUUUGGGGGUCUACCUGUGUAUUCGUUGCUCCCUCAGAAGUGGAGGUGAGGGGAAAGUGAAGUGUAGUGGUUCCACUUUGAUCACAAAAUAAACUCCAGGGUUGACGCCUCACCCCCGGCGCGAUGUUCAGAGCACACGGCGCCCGCCGCCUGAGUUAGCCUGAAUUAGCAGUACCGCAGUACCAGCAGCAGAGCAGGACAACACUUCUACUGAAAACUAAGCCCCAAAGUCACAGCAGAACCAACCGUUCAUGACUUCAAGGGAAAACGAAGGGGAAAAUAUCAUCCUUUUCUUUUGUAGCGAUACUAAUUACAUGUUUAAGCUAUUCAGAGAUUUAAA
Messenger RNA from Macaca mulatta (Rhesus monkey), 1305 nucleotides. RefSeq lists its product as uncharacterized. The record is from RefSeq and is a predicted model, not a curated record. NCBI's taxonomy places the organism in Eukaryota, Metazoa, Chordata, Mammalia, Primates, Cercopithecidae.